CUCUCUCAAAAACCUCUUCCACUUCUUCUCUUCCUUGGCACAAAAUUCUCCAAGCCAUUUCUCUGUUUCCAUCCUCUGUUUUUUUGCUUUCCCCUGUCCUUAAUAGUUUCAUCAGAUCUAGGGUCUGAAAUUUUCUUCUUCUUCUUCUUCAAAUUCUCUAUGUGGUUUUGAUGUUUAACAACAUUAAAAUCUAAAAUCAAGAAAUUUUAGUUUGUUGUUGUUUAUUUAGAAAUCUUGAUGCCUAAUACUUUGUUGUUAUGGUUUGAGAUUCAUGUCUCCAAUUCUCAGUGAAAUCUUACUUUCAGGGUUUAUGAUAAAUUCUACACUUAGACGCAGGACCCAUUUAGUUCAAUCUUUCUCGGCUUAUUUCCUCUACUGGUUUUACGUUUUUUCAUGAACUACUCGCCCCCCAAAUCUGAUCUUUCCCUUCUCCUACUCUCCCUCUCCCUCUCCCUCACUACUAUAAUCAUAAUCUCUAGCAGCAAUAAUCAAUUAAUAAUACCAUUAGCUUCUUAAUCAUCAUCAUCAUCUGGGUCCUGCGUCCUCUGUUUUUGAACUCAAAAUCAAAAACAGAGCUACAAUAAUAAUAAUAAUAAGAUUGCUGUGUGUUUUAAUUAAUUAAUUAAUUAAUUGAGUAUUUUAUGGCUUCCUCAAAUGGUACUUCCUCAGGGUCUGGUUCUGGAUGUGGCUCUGGUUCAACAGGUUGUGAAGAUCAAACAUCAAAAUUACAUCAUGUCAUGGUUGAUGAAAGGAAACAGAAACGAAUGUUGUCGAACCGAGAAUCAGCAAGGAGAUCGAGAAUGCGAAAACAGAAACAUCUGGAUGGAUUGACUGCUCAAGUUGUUGAAUUAAAGAAAGAGAAUCAUCAAAUCCUAUCAAGUUUGAAUAUAACCACACAGAAUUAUCUAAAUGUUGAAUCUGAGAAUUCGAUAUUGAGAGCUCAGAUGAGUGAAUUAAGUCACAGGUUGGAUUCUCUUAAUGAAAUUAUUCAUUACUUAAAUGCAAACAACAAUAUGAACAUGGAGAUUUCGUCUGAUUAUCAACAUCAAGACUUUGUUCACUGUGAGAAUCAUCCAUGGAGCUCAUCAUCAGUUUAUCUCAACCAACCCAUUAUGGCUUCUGCAGAUGUUAUGUUUGAUAACUACUGAUUAGUAUCUUGGUAAUUACCAUUGGAGGAAGACAGACAUUAUUAAGAAUCAUGAAAAGAGAAAAGUUUGGAUUAUUAUUAGAACCUUUAAAAAAAAAAACCACAGUUAAGAAAAUGACUACUAGUAGUAGUUGAGUUGAAUGAUCAUGUUGUAGUAGAGAGAAAAAUUGAACCACUGGUUUCUUGAGUUCUUGAUUAUUAAAUAAGAUGAUAAUUACAUAUAUCAUGAACUCAGAAAACAUUACAUUUGUAAUUCAUCUCUACAACUAUAUAAUAUAUGACUUCUUUAUUAAUUAAGGUAUAA
Messenger RNA from Papaver somniferum (opium poppy), 1451 nucleotides. RefSeq names its product bZIP transcription factor 11-like. Gene Ontology annotation, biological process: positive regulation of DNA-templated transcription. Lineage: Eukaryota; Viridiplantae; Streptophyta; Magnoliopsida; Ranunculales; Papaveraceae. The transcript has a single exon. Gene Ontology annotation, molecular function: DNA-binding transcription factor activity; transcription cis-regulatory region binding. Bases 642 to 1148 code for a protein of 168 amino acids. Gene Ontology annotation, cellular component: nucleus. The record is from RefSeq and is a predicted model, not a curated record.